GGAGUUGUCCUGGGUCGUAUCCAACUUGAGAGUCUCGCCAUCCUGCGAAGGCGGCAACAUCUAUCUCUACUAGAGGACUGAGCAUUCAGGGCUCCAGCCGAAGGACCUCGAGGGACCACCAUUCGCCCCACCACCAUGCCCAACUUCUCCGGCAACUGGAAGAUCAUUCGGUCGGAAAAUUUCGAGGAUUUACUCAAAGCGCUGGGGGUGAACAUGAUGCUGAGGAAGAUCGCUGUGGCCGCAGCCUCUAAGCCAGCGGUGGAGAUCAAACAGGAGGGGGACACUUUCUACAUCAAAACCUCUACUACUGUUCGUACCACCGAGAUUAACUUCAAGGUCGGGGAGGAGUUUGAGGAGCAGACUGUGGACGGGAGACCCUGUAAGAGCCUGGUGAAAUGGGAGAGUGAGAACAAACUAGUCUGUGAGCAGAAGCUUCUGAAGGGAGAGGGCCCCAAGACCUCCUGGACCAGAGAACUGACCAAUGACGGAGAGCUGAUCCUGACCAUGACAGCAGACGACGUUGUGUGCACCAGGGUCUACGUCCAAGAGUGAGUGGCCAUGGGUCCGAGCUGCCUGGGUCCACCACCAGCCCAUGCUCACCACCCUGCUCUCAUUCCCUCCCACUCCCUCCUUCUAGGCUAGCUCUCCCCUCACCCUGCUCACUUCUGGGAGUCACUGGGUCUCUGCUUUCUUUUUGAUCCCUUCUCCCAUCCCCAUUCCACCAAAGAGGGAUGGAUUGCAAGAGCCCAGAUCACCCACUCCCCCUCCCCAAGUCAGCAUCCCAGCCCCAAACCGGCCCAAAGCAGGGUCUCUCUGUGAGGGGACCUAAGGGCCAGAGUGGCCAAGACUGGCCCUCUGGCUUCUGUUCUUUGUCCCUGUAGCCUAUA
This is a messenger RNA of Loxodonta africana (African savanna elephant), 887 nucleotides long. It is a transcript of the gene CRABP2, whose product is annotated as cellular retinoic acid binding protein 2. Gene Ontology annotation, biological process: fatty acid transport. The record is from RefSeq and is a predicted model, not a curated record. Gene Ontology annotation, cellular component: nucleus; cytosol. Bases 136 to 552 code for a protein of 138 amino acids. The transcript is spliced from 4 exons. Gene Ontology annotation, molecular function: retinoic acid binding; fatty acid binding. Lineage: Eukaryota; Metazoa; Chordata; Mammalia; Proboscidea; Elephantidae.